This is a messenger RNA of Scophthalmus maximus (turbot), 3279 nucleotides long. RefSeq names its product cyclin F (gene ccnf). The transcript is spliced from 17 exons. Gene Ontology annotation, cellular component: nucleus; cytoplasm; centrosome. The record is from RefSeq and is a predicted model, not a curated record. Gene Ontology annotation, biological process: regulation of cyclin-dependent protein serine/threonine kinase activity; mitotic cell cycle phase transition. Gene Ontology annotation, molecular function: protein binding; cyclin-dependent protein serine/threonine kinase regulator activity. Bases 288 to 2636 code for a protein of 782 amino acids. NCBI's taxonomy places the organism in Eukaryota, Metazoa, Chordata, Actinopteri, Pleuronectiformes, Scophthalmidae.
UCCUAGGGGGAGCAGUGGGGCGGGUCGAACGAGUGAGUAAGCGUGCGUGAAUUUGAAAUUCAGGCAAGAACUCACCAUUUGUUAAGAUAUUAGUCAACUUCCUCCCGCACACCAGAGCCCCCGAGCUGUGUUGUAACUCUGUCUUUCGAAAUAGCAGGUGAAACCGUGUAACCCGUUCGUAGGCGUGUGAUAGUAGCGUUAGUGUCGAGGCAACGUUUAAAUAGCUGCUCGGCGUUGAAGCUAACGUUACAGGCGUCGCUGCUUCACAAGAGAUCGCUGCACUUGCAAUGAAAGCGGGCGUCCACUGCCGUUGUCCAAAAUGCUUCUCGGUUCCGGCACGGAAGCGGGUCCGUAAGCGAACUCCAGCCCUCAGCCUGCUGUCUCUACCCGAGGAGGUCCUCCUCUGUGUGCUCCAGUGCCUCUCCGCUGAGGACCUGCUGUCUGUCAGAGCUGUUCACUCCCAGCUGCGGGACAUUGUUGACAACCACGCCAGUGUAUGGGCGAGGGUCACUUUCAGGGACACGUGGCCAUCCCCGAAUACCUUGUGGCUAUUUGAAAGAGCUGCUGAGAAAGGGAAUUUUGAAGCUGCUGUGAAGCUAGGCAUUGCUUAUUUGUACAACGAAGGACCAUUAUUGAGUGAUGAGGGUCGGGCGGAUGUGUGUGGUCGUAAGGCCUCCCACUUCUUCAGCCUGGCAGAGAGCCUGCGCCCUCCCAUAGCAGACCCCUUCAUCUGGGUGUUCAUCCGUCCACCAUGGUCGCCCACUGGCAGCUGCUGCAAGGCCGUGGUGUUUGACCGUCUCAAGGCUGAGUGUGACAACAACGUGGAGAAGAGGGGGCCCUUGUUGCACUGCUUGGCCAGAGUUUUGCAGCUGUUUGACGAGAAUGAAAGACACUCAGAUGCCGUAUCAAUGCUGGAGGAAUCUUCGCAGGCUGGGUGUCUACAGAGUUCCUACCUGUUGUGGGAACACAACCGUAAAGCAGCUAUGGCAGAUCCAGGCAGGUACCUCCAGUGUGUGCGAACCCUCAGGGACUAUGCUGGCAAAGGAUGCUGGGAGGCACAGCUCUCCCUGGCCAAAGUGUGCAGCAGUGGGAACCCGCUGGGUUUGGAAGCAAAGGCCUGUUCCGACUUAGUGGCCCAACUGUUUAGUUCGUCUUAUCCGACUUCACGUCACUGCCCUCAGGGCAUCCUGAGAAGAGGCAUCAAGGACACUAUGAGGUACAUCCUGGUGGACUGGCUUGUGGAGGUGACCACCAUGAAGGACUUCUCCAGCCUGACGCUCCACGUGACAGUGGGUUGCGUGGACCGCUACCUGGCUCUCCGCUCUGUCCCAAAGGCUCGCCUUCAGUUAUUAGGCAUCGCCUGCAUGGUAGUUUGUACACGUUAUAUCAGUAAGGAAAUACUGACUAUACGUGAAGCGGUUUGGCUCACGGACAACACCUACAAAUAUGAGGACCUGGUUCGAAUGAUGGGAGAGGUCGUCUCUGUGCUGGAAGGGAAGAUCAGAAGCCCCACACUCCUGGACUACGGGGAGGUUCUUCUGUCUCUGCUCCCCCUGGAGAGGAGGACCACUUGCCUCUACAGUUACAUCUGCGAGCUGUCGCUGCUCUACUCUGCUCUCGCCACACCACCGCCUGCCAAACUGGCCUGUGCUGCACUACUUCUUACAAGAGCACUACAUCACUAUGCUCCCCUCUGGCCCAGCCAGUUAGCUGACUACACAGGCUUCUCCAAGCAUGACCUCGUCUCCCUUUCUGUGCUGCUCUAUGUCAAGUGUUUCAGUCAAGAUAUUCCCAAAGAUUACAGACAUGUGUCUCUGACUGGAGUCAAGCAGCGGUUUGAAGAUGACGCCUACCAGCACAUCAGCAAAGAAAAGGUGGUGGAUUAUACAGAAUUGUGUCAGAUCUUAGAGAUUCCCGAGGUGGAACCUCAGAUGGAACCUCUCAGCCCCACUGGUCAACCAGCAGACAUCCACACCUUCCUCGCCUCUCCAUCCAGCACCAGCAAGAGGAGACGUGAUGACAGCAUGCUGGCCCACAGAACCAGCUUUGUGGCCACGCCCACAACCGAGCUGUCCAAUCAGGAGGAGACGCUGCUGGGCGACAUUCUGGACUGGAGCUUGGACACUUCCUGUUCGGGUUAUGAGGGUGACCAGGAGGAAGAGAGCGAGGGAGAAAAAGAUGGCGAUUGUUCAAUGAUAUCUUUGAAACUGCAGCCAUUGACUGAUGCAGACAAACAACUGGAGCACUGCAGAGCACUUUCCAGCGACGAAGACAGCUUCUGUGAUGUGGAGGUGAAAAAAGAUGACCAGGGCCAGGAACCCCUUCGCCUCUUUGCAGACCUUCACAGUUCAGGAUACUCCUCCGUCCAGAGUGUUAGCCCCUCAUCCACGUGCUCCUCCUCCUCCCUCAUGCCUUGCACGUUUAAGACCUUCACUACUUCUUUGAGUGCAGCCUCCGCUAAUGCCCAACCAGGCUUCCGCCUUUUGGUGCCCAUGCAGAGGCCCCGUGGCACUUCUGGCAAACAAGUGAAGAGGAAGAACUCUGCAGCUCAUAGCGGAGGUGAGAUAGAAAGGGAAGAGAAGGACGACAGGGAAGAGGACACGUAUUCUACCAGUGUGGGGUUCCUGAGCCUAUAGACUGUGGUUAUUUUCAAUGGCCCCAGGCUGUUCACCCAACAGCUCAGUCGUUAUCCCCCAGCACUUUCCUUUAGUUCUCGACGUUGUUCCUCACUCGUGUCAAUCUGCACUGGCCCGUCAACUCCCGGAAGAUCAAGAUGCUCUGAGUUUAAGACACAAGGGAAAAUAAAUAUGAAUAACCUGAAAACUUGCUGUCCUAAUACAUUACAUUUCAUUUACUUGUUUACAGCAUUGCACAAUAGAAUACCUCCCAUGGACCUAGACUCACAGUCCGCUCUCAAACCACUGGAUAAUAACUUCAUUUCUCCUCAGGACCCUGUUUCAAUGGCUGCCGUUUCUGUUUCACAGCCUAGUACAACUACCUAUCUCGGAUCAUGUGAGACAGUUGCAGAUGAAACUCAAAGACUUGUUUGGAUAAAGUGUUCAUUGUUAUGAAUCAUAUUUUGAUAAGCCUAGACUGUCAUGUCAUUGUGAUUGUUUUGGUAAUCGUAGUCUCUGAAAUGCACUGUCUUUGGAAGAACCUGUCGUAUUUGGUGAAUGCUGUCAAUGGGUGAAUACUCUGUCAUCGUCGUAGUUCAUGAUAAUGUCUGGAACCUAAAAAAAAAAAAGAAGAAGACUGUAUGAAGACUUGUUCAGUUUUAGG